AUGUCUGUGUCUGGGACCCAGAUCCAUGUGAACCCCUUGCAGUCCUACCUACUCACCCUGGAGGGGGAUGAUGUGGAGACCUUCAACCAUGCCCUGCAGCAUGUGGCUUACAUGAACACUCUGCGCUUUGCCACACCCGGCGUCAGGUCGCUGUGCCUCAUCACCACUGUUAAGUGCUUCAGUGAAGAGUCCUGUGUCUCCAUCCCUGAAGUGGAAGGCUAUGUGGUGGUCCUUCAGCCUGAUGCCCCCCAGAUCCUUCUGAGUGGUACAGCUCAUUUUGCCCGCCUUGCCGUGGACUUUGAGGGACCCGAGGGGGUCCCCUUGUUCCCGGAUCUUCAGACCACCUGCUCCAUUUCCCACCAGGUGGAGGCCAAAGCAGAUGAGAGUUGGCAGGGCACAGUGACAGACACACGCAUGUCAGAUGAGAUUGUACACAACCUGGACGGCUGUGAAAUUUCUCUGGUAGGAGAUGACCUAGACCCUGAGCAAGAAAGCCUGCUCUUGGACAUGGCGUCCUUGCAGCUGCGAGGCCUGGAGCUCGCCAACACAUCUGCCUACCUCACCAUUGCUGGGGUGGAGACCAUCACUGUGCAUGAAGGGAUUCUGAGGCAUGCUCGUUACCAGCUGCGGCAUGGAGCUGCCCUGUAUGCCAGGAAAUUCAGGCUUUCUUGCUCAGAGAUGAAUGGCCGCUAUUCCAGCAACGAAUUCAUUGUGGAGGUCAACGUCCUGCAUAGCAUGAACCAGGUGGCCCACCCCAGCCACGUGCUCAGCUCACAGCAGUUCUUGCACCGGGGUCACCAGCCUCCUCCUGAGAUGGCUGGACACAGCCUGGCCAGCUCCCACCGGAACUCCAUGGUCCCCAGUGCGGCUACGCUCAUCAUUGUGGUAUGUGUGGGCUUCCUGGUGCUUAUGGUCAUUCUCAGCCUAGUGUGGAUCCACUUCCUUCACCGCCGCGUCUCAGGAACUGGCGGACCCUCAGGGGCUUCCCCUGACCCGAAAGACCCUGACCUCUUCUGGGAUGACUCUGCUCUCACCAUUAUCAUGAACCCCAUGGAGUCCUAUCAGAACCAGCAGGCCGGUGUGGCAGGGGUUGCUGGUGGCCAUCAAAAGAAAGAGGACAGCAGUGACUCAGAGGCAGCCCACUCCCCCAGAAGCAAUGAGAGACGCAUCAUGGAGAGCCCCCCACACCACUACUGA
Messenger RNA from Peromyscus californicus insignis, 1197 nucleotides. RefSeq names its product calsyntenin-3-like. Gene Ontology annotation, molecular function: amyloid-beta binding; calcium ion binding; X11-like protein binding. NCBI's taxonomy places the organism in Eukaryota, Metazoa, Chordata, Mammalia, Rodentia, Cricetidae. The record is from RefSeq and is a predicted model, not a curated record. Gene Ontology annotation, biological process: positive regulation of synapse assembly; positive regulation of synaptic transmission. Gene Ontology annotation, cellular component: cell surface; postsynaptic membrane.